CACAUCUUCGUGGGGUUCGGAAACCGUUUAAGUGCGACUUGAAAAUAACCCACCGAGAAAAGCAUCCUAUUAAUAGUGGACUCGCGAGUUCAGCAACAUCACAGUCUUUCUCUACAAAAUUACAGUUUUUUUGCAACCACGUACGUGCUACUGCUAGUGAAAAUCGAUCUGUUCCAAAAGACCUCCGCAUCGUGAAGUGCAACAAUGGAUAGGGUUUAAAAUUUUUACUAAAGUAACAAUGGUGCCAAAGGAAAAGUUAAUAAAGACUACAGAAAGGCAGACUGGAGAUGUAACCAAAAAAGACGAAGAUGGUCACUUUUGCGGACUGACUGGCAAGUAAUAUUCACAUUCAUGGUAGGUAUAUACAAAUAUAUAUUAUAUCGUUGUUCCCACUGGAAGGAAGUUGAAUCUGCAUUUGAGUGAAUCUAAAUAAAGAACUAUGUACUGUUGAGGUGCAUUUGCGGCGCAGAGAGGGAGAAUGCGUGAGUAAGAAUGGUACAAAACACUGUUUGCGCCGAGGCCGGGAAGCGUCAGGAAUUCUCCUCUGUCGUGGAAGCAGAAAUAGGCUCCGGAGUAUUGGCCCUCCAGAGACCUUUUGCCCGAGGAAAUAAUCGGUUUUCGUUGUUCAAGUGGUUUAAACGCCGGAAUCGUGAUUCAGAAAUUGGAAAACGCAGUGGCUCCAGGAAAACUAACAUCCAUGAUGAAAGUUCCUCCUCUUCGAGCAAUGAAAGCAUCAACACAUUCAGCAGUACUACAACUGUACGCAGCUUCGCUUUUCAAAAUGGUUUCCAGAGGUGCAAUGGUCAAGUCAAGUUCGAUUUUCCGAGAGGGCCAGAUGUAGGACCUUUUGGAAAAGGUGCAGUAAAGCUUGUUGAGAAGGGCAAUCAUAAAUUCACGAAUGUCACCUCAACACUGCCCAAUAACUUUUUACGAAAGAGGGACAUCACGGAAAGGUACUCUCUACAACCAUCCAACUCUUUCAAGUCCUGUGGGAACAUUCCCGUCCCGGUUAAGUCGAGUUCUGUAAAAGGAAAGAAGGUUCAUGUGAAGGGUAAGCGCCGAGCACCGAAUCCUCCUGACUUCAAACCAAACACUACCAAUGUCGAACAGACAAUCAAAACUGGAAGACGCAAAAGAAGGCCCGCACCUCGACCUCCGGAAAAGCCAAAUUUAAAAGUUGAUGAGUGCACUGGUAUGCAUGGUAGAAUCGAUGAUCUUGGAACUUGUCCGAUAACCGAUACGUUGAUGUUACGAGGUGGAGUUUUGUUACCUAGAAGAGAAAAUAAAAGUGCUAGUGAGUGUAGCAAAAAAGUUUCUGGCGAGGCAUCCUCAGAUAUUGAGGUUUCACAAAUUGUGUCUUUAUCGACAAGCACUCUCGGCAGGAUGCCGCGACCUUGGUACAAACGUAGUGUUUUCGAAAAUUCCCGCGAAGGUACUGCGAAAAAAGGAGACAUAAGAAAUUCGACAUUAACCGAGAAUAGAGAAGAAUCUGGCCCAUCGACUGCGAUGGCCUCCUGUGAGAGCUCUUCAAAGCUGAGCUUCUUUCAUCGUAAGGAACGAAGUUCAGAAGAUCGGAGGAGAGAAGCCAAGCGGAAAUCAGGUAUUUCAAUUCUGACCAACAUCAGCCAACUCGACAAAGAAGCUGCUGCUAUUUUCCAGGAAGAACAAGCCAGAGCGAAAUCGACAUUGUUACAAAAUAGAUUCAUAGACUUGGAAGAUAAAAUCGCCGUAAAUGAAGAACUUGUUCAGAAUAUGGUAACAUCUACAAUGGAAAGUUCACCUAAACGGUCGACUCGUGCUUUGAUCUCGAAAUUUAAUGCAAUAAGUAAUUUAACGAAAGUUAGUGUCAACUCAAACUUUUUUACGAAAAGUUCUCCAACCGAAAAGAGAAGGGAAUUUGAUUACAAUCAGAUUCGAGGAGAGACUAAAACUGACUGGAUUGACAAUAGAGGACAGAAAGAUCUUUCCAGAUACUUUUUACCACAUCAAAACUCUGCAAAGCAAAAAUCGGAUUUUAAAGUAGAAAAGAAAUUCACUGGAAGUGAUAAUCAGAUAGGAAAGAUGCAGAGACCUUAUGAAGAUGCAAGUGCUGCCACAGAUAAUAUUCCAGAAGAAAAAGAAGAUGAAAAUGAAAAACCUACGACCUCAUCUAAAUCUGAUAGAACAUCAAAUGAAAACAUAUGGAAAUAUUCAUUCCCCCUAAAAGUUCCAUAUAGCGACAAUAAAGUUUUAACUCGAGAAAAUGACUCUAUGAGUAGAAAGCUAGACACGAUAUUCGAUGAAAUCGAUAAAGAGUUGCAAAGUAACAACAUGAAAUACAAAGAAAAUUCAAAAACUAAUAAAGAUAGUACGAAUCAAGUAACGAAGAUUAUAGAUUUUACGAUAGAAUCUGAAAAAGCGGCGAAAGAAAAUAAAUUUCUUGAUGAAUCAACAAAAGCUUUCAGCAACAAGGAAGCAUCAUUAAUUAAAUUUGAUGCUAAACAAGUGUCACCAAAAGGAAAAAUGUUCGUAUUGAAUACUGAAGAGGAUCCUCUAACAACGGAUUUGAAGGAACUGCUCAAAGAAAUGAAACAUUCUUUACCUAAACGUUCCAAGCUAAAGAAGGUUCUAAAUGAGACGGAAAUUCCAAAAGUAAAUAAUGAACCUUCCACAAGCACUUUUCGUGAAAGUUCAUUUUCUGCUUAUUUAAAAAAAGAUGAUUUGCUCAAAUCUGAAAUAGUCCCGAGAAAACAAAAAGUAUCCUCCGGAGUACAAACGAGUGGAAACGUGCGUAAAAUUAAUUUGCCAAUGCAACGGGAAAUUUUUUUUAAUAGCGUGGAAACUAAAGAACAGAAUAGUGCAACGAAAUUGAUCAAAAAUCAGUUUCAUUUGAUAAGACCCAAAGAUUUUGCCGAAAUUGAAGCUACUAAAAUUGUGAAAAAAUCUUCUCAGGAAAAUACUUAUGCUAAUGUUAUUGAACAGUCUCUUUAUGCUAAUGCUGUGGUACCUCCACCGAAAUCUGCAUCAACUCAGUCUUGCGGAUCUAUUAAGGAGGAGCAAGCACAAAAAAAUAAUUACUUGGUUUCCCCUCGAUCGGGUCAAAAAGAAAGAUUAAUUCUGUCAGGGAAAAUUCAACAAGAUCCGGUUGAUGAAUUUCGAAAACAAAAUAUGAAUACGUUGGCUGUUAAUAAAUUGUUAAAAAAAUUAGAAACUGCAAUUGCCUCUGGAAAUCAUCAGCAAGCUGCUAUGUUGGCUAAAGAACUUGCACAAUUAAAAAUUCAUUGCUCGAUGAUUAGACAGCGAGCGGCUACUGCAAGAGGAAUUAUUAAUGUUAAUAUGUACAUCGAAGAUAAGGAAGGUCACCAAGGGCCAAUACCACUCCUGGUUCCAAACAAUAUGACAGUUGCACAGCUGAAAGCAAAAAUUUUUAUUGAAUUCGAAAUACCGACUAAUAUUCAACGAUGGAUUAUUGGAAAAAAUUUGUCCGAUAAUGACGACUCGACUUUGGAAGAACUUCAGACAACUGAAGGAUCUCCGGUGUUCUUAUAUCUCGUUGCUCCUGAUUUGAAUCAAGAUGAUGUGGUUCAGGCCGAAAAGAUCAACCCUGUUAAAGAAAUCGAAAAAGCAAACAUUCAAGAAAUCAAUUUGGUACCAGAAAUUACUAAAGUGCCUCUUGAGGAUAAGGAAAAUGUAAACCCCUUAAAACAGGUUGAAGAAAAAGGGCAAACUACUGAGGCAAUUAAAUUGGAACGCUAUGAAGAAUUAAUUUCUUUGGAAAAUUUUGAUGUUGUGCCUAAUUCAGAACCAAUUGAAUGUCCCAUAUGUUUCGUAACAUACGGAGCAAAGGAAGGAAUCACGUUAAGGGAUUGUCUGCACGCAUUUUGCAGGCCCUGCAUAGCAAAUACCAUCCUGUACUGUGAGGAAGCAGAAGUGAAGUGUCCAUAUACAGACUCGGAGUACACCUGCGAAGCGAAGCUGCAAGAACGCGAAAUUAAGGCGCUCGUGGCGCCAAAAGUUUAUCAGCAGCACCUCGCAAAGUCCAUCGCCCAGGCAGAAAACGCAGCUGGGAAUGCGGCAUUUCAUUGCAAGACUCCAGACUGUUUUGGAUGGUGCAUUUAUGAUGAUAACGUCAACAACUUUCUUUGUCCGGUGUGUCAUCAGAACAACUGUCUAACAUGUCAGGUGAUACACGUGGGCAAGAACUGUCGCCAGUAUCAGGAAGAACUGAGGCUCUCGAAGGAAACGGCUCAAGAGUCGAAAAGAACAGCUGAGAUGUUGGCAGAAAUGGUGGACAGAGGCGAAGCUCUUCCUUGUCCGACAUGUGCCGUCGUUCUAAUGAAAAAAUGGGGCUGUGAUUGGCUCAGAUGCACAAUGUGCAAAACAGAAAUCUGUUGGGUCACAAAAGGUCCUCGUUGGGGGCCCGCCGGAAAAGGAGACACAUCCGGUGGUUGCAAGUGUGGUGAAAAUGGAGUAAAGUGUCACCCUCGAUGCAAUUAUUGCCACUAAUCAAAAUUUUUGCUAGAAAAUGCAAAUCUGCUCACUUAGUUGCAAGAAGAAGAAGAUGAAGAAUUAAUCAAAUUAAUCUAGAAAAUAUUGAAAAAUAGAAAUAGAAAUAAAAUUUUCUACA
Messenger RNA from Belonocnema kinseyi, 4606 nucleotides. RefSeq lists its product as uncharacterized. NCBI's taxonomy places the organism in Eukaryota, Metazoa, Arthropoda, Insecta, Hymenoptera, Cynipidae. The coding region runs from base 493 to 4485 and encodes 1330 amino acids. Gene Ontology annotation, cellular component: LUBAC complex. Gene Ontology annotation, biological process: proteasome-mediated ubiquitin-dependent protein catabolic process; protein linear polyubiquitination. Gene Ontology annotation, molecular function: metal ion binding; ubiquitin binding; ubiquitin-protein transferase activity. The record is from RefSeq and is a predicted model, not a curated record. The transcript has 11 exons.